Messenger RNA from Neofelis nebulosa (Clouded leopard), 2130 nucleotides. It is a transcript of the gene ZNF165, whose product is annotated as zinc finger protein 165. Gene Ontology annotation, molecular function: DNA-binding transcription factor activity, RNA polymerase II-specific; RNA polymerase II cis-regulatory region sequence-specific DNA binding. NCBI's taxonomy places the organism in Eukaryota, Metazoa, Chordata, Mammalia, Carnivora, Felidae. The transcript is spliced from 4 exons. Bases 599 to 2050 code for a protein of 483 amino acids. Gene Ontology annotation, biological process: regulation of transcription by RNA polymerase II. The record is from RefSeq and is a predicted model, not a curated record.
AGCUUUCCGCCGGGAAGAGCUGCCCGGGAGCCCGCCCCAACAUCUCGCGGGAGGAAGAGCGGGGACGGCCCCGCGUCCUAGUGAAGUGUAUCCAUACUGUGGAUGUUUGUUGUUUCCCGUGUGUCCGGCAAGCAGUAGGGACCGUCAGAGGCCGUCCCGUAGGACCUCCGGGACAGGACAGCCGCCAGCAUCCGGGCGAGAAUCCCUCCCCGCCCUGCUCCCGCGGCCCCUGCUGGUCCCCCUCGUCCUCCAGCCUAGCUCCAACGCCCUCCAGCCGAGCCCCCCCUCCACGCCCCGUCCUCCAGCAGAGUGCCCAGGUACUGCUCCUGCACACGCAGGCGCCUGCUCCUCACGAGCUCCGACUUUCCUGGCAGUUACUCCUCUCUUCUGAGACCGUCUAGAGGCUUCUCAGGCUUUCCCUCCAUCGACAAAUGUGAGAACUUAGAAAAUAGCGCGUGGUCCUUAACCUCCUGGAGUUCCAGCCAGUUGAUGAAGAGAAACAGCCAAAGCUAAAAAUGAUACCAGAAGAGCUCUCAAAACUAAAUAAGACGCCGCACAAAGCAGAAGUGGGUUUUCUGGGAAUACAUUUCAUCCCAGGAUGACGGCAGAAUCAAAGAAAACUACAGCUGAGAACCUUCAGGAGAAUGCAGGACUUCUGAUAGUGAAGAUAGAAGAGGAAGAUUUCGUCUGGAGGCAGGACACUUGCUUCCAGAGAAGUGAUGCCCUCAGGCAGGAGCUCUGCCGACAGCUUUUCAGGCAGUUCUGCUACCAGGAUUCCCCUGGACCCCGUGAGGCCCUGAGCCGGCUCCGGGAGCUCUGCCAUCAGUGGCUGCGGCCCGAGACGCACAGCAAGGAGCAGAUCCUGGAGCUGCUGGUGCUGGAGCAGUUCCUGACCAUCCUGCCCGCCGAGCUCCAGGCCUGGGUGAGGGAGCACCGCCCAGAGAGUGGGGAGGAAGCAGUGACAGUACUGGAAGAUCUCGAGAGAGGCACUGAUGACUCAGUAGUCCAGGUUCCAGUCCUUGCACAUGGGCAAGAAAUAUUCAGGGGAAAGGUGGUGCCUCCUGGACCAGCACUCAGUGCCCAGUUUCAGCCAGUGGACCCCAAGUCCCUUCAUGAUUCUUCAGCAUCCCUUGUGCUGGACUAUGAUAAUGAGAGUGAAAACAAUGGAUCCAUGCCAAAGUUGAACAUUUAUGAAAAAAUGGAAUCACAGAGAAUUCUAUCAGGAAGAAUUUCAGAAUUCGUGUCAGAAGGAUCUGCUGAGCCUCAAGACAUCUGUAAGUCUACAGACAGGUUAAAGAGGCAAUGGGAAAAAGAAUCAGGGGGGUCUCAGAGACCAUCAUCUGCUCAGGAUGGAAGUUUUAGUAAAAUCCUUACCCACAAAAAUACACUUACAGGUGAAAUAAGCCAUGAUGGAUGUGACAGAAGCUUAAACCUGAAUUCAAGUGAAUUUACACACCAGAAAUCUCAUAAACAUAGUACCUAUGACCAAAGUUUCAAAUGGAAUUCAGAUUUUAUUAAGCAUCAAAGAAUUUAUGCUGGAGAAAAAAUUCACCAAUAUGGAAAAUCUCUCAAGAGCCCAAACCUUAAUAAACAUGCAGCAAUUUUUAGUGGGGAGAAAACCCACCAGUGUAAUGAAUGUGGGAAAGCUUUCAGACACAGCUCAAAGCUUAUUAGGCAUCAGAGAAUCCACACUGGAGAGAGGCCCUAUGAAUGUAAUGAGUGUGGGAAAGGCUUUGGGGGCAGCUCAGAUCUUACUAGGCACCAGAGAAUUCACACUGGGGAAAGACCCUUUGAAUGCAAAGAAUGUGGACGAGCAUUCAGCCUGAACUCACAUCUCAUCCUGCAUCAGAGAAUUCACACCAGAGAGAAACCCUAUGAAUGUAGUGAAUGUGGGAAAACCUUCAGAGUGAGCUCACACCUCAUUCGACACCUGAGAAUCCACACUGGAGAGAAACCCUACGAAUGCAGUGAGUGUGGGAGAGCCUUCAGUCAGAGUUCACACCUUCGUCAACACCAAAGAAUUCACAAGAGGGAAAACCUGAUAAUGUAAAGAACUUAAAUUUUUAUGGAAGUGCUAAAGAAAGAGCAAAACAUGAAAAACAUUGAAUAAAAAAUAUCGAGUGAGACAAA